UUUGACGCCAUCAAGCGACGCUCCGUCCCGGAAGUGACUUGGCGGAGCGCGCGGACGCAGGGAAGCCGCCCUCGAGCGAUAACCAUGGACUCCGCCAGCCACCCUUCCACGGGGGAAAUUAUCCUCCUGGCCACCAGUUCGGCCGUUACCGCAAUCCUCUAUGCCGUUUACAGGCACAAGUCAAAAGUUGCAGACAGCCUGAAGGGUGCUAAAAAGGUCACCUUGGACCAGGACUUAAAGAACCUAUUAAUGGAAGCUCCGGGGAAAUGCGUCCCCUACGCGGUGAUAGAAGGUGUGGUGCGCUCCGUCAAGGAAAGCCUCAACAGCCAGUUUGUGGACAGCUGCAAGGGGGUGGUCCAGAGGCUGACCCUUCAGGAGCACAAGAUGGUGUGGAACCGGACCACUCACUUCUGGAACAACUACGAAAAGAUCAUCCACCAGAGGACAAACACGGUCCCUUUCGACCUGGUGGCCCCGGGGGGCGAGGGGCCCCCCGACGUGGCCGUGAGGGUCCUGAAGCCCCUCAGUGCUGCGGAGCUGAGCCUGGAGACCGUCUACGAGAGAUUCCACCCCUCGGUGCAGUCCUUGACUGACGCCAUCGGCCACUACAUCAGCGGGGAGCGGCCCAAGGGCAUCAAGGAGACCGAAGAGAUGCUGACCGUUGGGGCGGCCCUGACUGGGAUCGGCGAGCUGGUCCUGGACAGCAGCACCAUCAAGCUGCAGCCCCCCAAGCAGGGCCUGCGCUACUGCCUGAGCAGCCUGCGGUUCGAGACGCUGCUCGAGCGGCAGGAGUCGAGCGCCCGCUUCUGGAAGGUCCUGGCCACGCUCUGCGGUCUGGCCAGCUGCGCCCUCCUCAUCUUCGUCCUGCACAAACAGUACCGGUGUCAGCGGGAGAAGCGGCGGCUGCGUCAGAUGCUGGAGGGCAUGGCCGCCGGAGGGGACGCCGCCAACACCUGCGUGGUCUGCCUGGGCAACAGCCGGGCCUGCGUCUUCCUCGACUGCGGGCACGUGUGCUCCUGCCUCAAGUGUUACGAGGCCCUGCCCAGGCCCCCCCACUGCCCCAUCUGCAGGCAGCUGAUCGCCCGGGUGGUGCCUCUGUACAACAGCUGAGGGGUGAUGCCCCUCCCUCUCUCUCAGGCUUGGACAUUGCUGUGUGGAACGGGGGGUUUCGUGGGUGGGGAGGGGGCUUAGUUGUAGCUCUUUGCGCAGAUCGACAAAAGCUGAGCGAUGUGGCUCUCACACUCAGUCCGGAAUUGAACUGCUGGCUGCGGCUUUGGUAAAAAUGCCAGAAUCUCUUGGUGCGUGUGAAUAAAUUGUCUUCAGACGUUGCUUCUUUCUUGAA
Molecule: messenger RNA, 1342 nt
Organism: Thamnophis elegans (Western terrestrial garter snake)
Lineage: Eukaryota; Metazoa; Chordata; Lepidosauria; Squamata; Natricidae
Gene: MUL1
Product: mitochondrial E3 ubiquitin protein ligase 1
Exons: 5
Coding region: 85-1110 (341 amino acids)
Biological process (GO): organelle organization; protein ubiquitination
Cellular component (GO): mitochondrion
Molecular function (GO): ubiquitin-protein transferase activity
Source: RefSeq, a predicted model, not a curated record